This is a messenger RNA of Caenorhabditis bovis, 924 nucleotides long. NCBI's taxonomy places the organism in Eukaryota, Metazoa, Nematoda, Chromadorea, Rhabditida, Rhabditidae. The record is from the annotation of a GenBank genome assembly.
AUGUUCGAUGAUUUCGAUAAUCUCGAUAUAUCCGCUGAAGACGAGCCAUCAUUGAAUUCGAAAUCGGAGUCAAACAGAACCUUCAUCAAAUGGUGUAAACUACCAACCGACGUUCAGCAAUGCGUUAUUUCUCACAUGGAUUUUUUGACACGAUAUUCUUUGUCGAAGUGCUCAAAGAAAAUGCAAGAAAUUGAAAAGGAGCCGCCUAUCAAAAUUGAUGGAAUUGAAAUCAAUAACUCGGAAAAGUUUUAUUGCUAUGAUUGUGAUAAUAAUGACAAGGCGGAUUGGGAUAUUGAAACUUCUGAAAUCAAGAAAAUCAGUUGCAAGUCGUUCCGAUACGCAUUUGCGAAUCAUCAGCAGCUCUUAUAUGUGCUGAACAUGCUCACCGAGCAAGUCGAUCAAUUAGAAUUGCUGGAUUCUGAAAAAAAUGAGGAUUUGUCUUAUAAUACUAGCUUGCCUCCAGAGAUUUUGAGCCAUCCUCAGAUUCAAAACGCCAAGCGAUUCUAUUUUUGGGCAAAUUGCAGUUUCACAGAAGAGAUCUUUUUGAAUUUAAAAGCUGCUCACAUGACAUUUUCUUCUUCAACGAUAACUGAUGAAAUGAUUAAUAAGUUCAUCAAGAGAUGGAUGAAUGGCGACGAUCCGAAGGAAUUCGUCAAAUUGAGCAUUUGGUAUCAAAAUUCCUUUAAUAAAGAUGAGAUUCUCAAAGGAAUUUUUCACAAAAAUUGGGAUGACGAGUUUAAAAAAGAAGCUGGUGGAUUUUGUAGAGACUUUGACCGCGUCAUGGGCGGCGGCGAUACUGCUCAAAUAAUGCGCAAUAAUGGAAAGCAGUCAGCGACCCUAAGAAUUUCUAAUGAGAAUCUUCUCUUCAUGGUCACUGGAAACUACUGGGAACAGUUCAAGUUGUUCAGCUACGGUAUUCCAUAA